GCCGCUGCCGACCGAGAGAGACCGGCCCGGCUCUCGCCUCCCCAGUGAGUACCAGGGAUGGAUGCGUUCCAAACAAUCCUGAAGUUCUUUAUGAACCGGAAAACCGCCAUAGGUUACAGUUUUAUGGCGCUGCUGACAAUGGGAGGUGAACGUGUGUUUUCUCUUGUUGCUUUCAGAUGCCCUUGCAGCAACGAAAACUUCAGGUACGGUUUGGUAUUUCUCUUCUCGCCUGCUCUUGUUUUGCUGGUUAUUGGAUACUUCUUGAACAGCAAGACCUGGAAACUCUUUACAGGCUGCUGGGUGAAUCCCAGGAAAAUAUUCCCCAGAGGGAAUAUCUGCCAUUUCUUUUACGUCUUUGGACAAAUCACUUUAAAUGCUCUGGUAGCCCCAGUGAUGUGGCUGUCCGUGGCUUUGCUCAACGGGACUUUUUACGAAUGUGCCAUGAGUGGCUUGAAAAAUCCUGCCUACUUACAAGCAGUUUGCCACAGCAAAUCGGAGAGCUGCUUUGAAGAGCUACACAAGGUAGCCUGUGACAAAAGCUCCCUGCCCUUUUCAGAGAGUGAUGAACUGAAAAGAACACUUCAAGCACAGUCCCAGAUUUUAGGUUGGUGUGUGAUAGUUACCACAGCUCUCCUCUCCCUGCUAACCACCUGCUGUGCCAGCUGCCAGUCAAAAGUCAGCCACCUCCAGUUGAUGUUCUGGAGAGUGUAUGAGGGGACAGAGAAGGAGCAACUGGAGCAGAUUUUCCAGCUGUAUGCCACCAAGCUGAGCGAGCGAAACCUGAAGUGCUUUUUUGAAAACAAGGAACCAGAACCCAUUUCCCUGCCAGCUUUCCAGGCAUGGGAAGAUGCUUCCCAGCUCCACUCUUUCAGCAGCAGCAAACAGCACUACAGCACGAUUCACAAGCUAGUUGAGGAAGGCCAGAAAGGAACCAGUGAGGAAAGAGAGACAAUGCUGGACCUUGCAGACAGAAGGGAAGUACCAUAGACCAAGUAGAUUUUCAGCUUUUUUUAUAUCUUGUUAAUAGGCAUAUUUCUAUCUGGUUUCAUCUCUAUGUUUUCUUCACAAUGGCCUCUUUCUUCUUCAUCAUGUUUCCUCCCAGUUAGUUACUUGCUCCAAAAGGAUGGAAUGAAAUUAUUUCCCUACACGAGUGAAAAGGCUGCAGUACUCCACAGCACCCAGGGUUCACGUCACUAGGUCAGCAUCAAGAGCUCACAGUACAACAAAAGGAGUAAUGGCUUCUACAAAAGGGUUUUAGCAAUAUGCUAUGUAAAAUGUGCUAAAAAUGCUAUGUAAAAUAGUGUGCUUGUCCUAUGUAAAUCUAGAGACUGUCAACAAGUAAAGUCAUUUCAAGUGUGUGAAUAUAAUAACAAGAUACGUGUGCCUUUCUGACAGCCAACACACAGAAAGUAAAGGUUUUCUGUCCAGGUCAUUUCCAGGCCAAUUGCAGGUACAGCCUUGUUUUGAGGCACCAGCAACCCCUCAAGGCUUCUCUGCCUUUGGAUAUUUUGCCUCUGUAGAACAUCUCCCUGUUAUCUGCUCCCAGUCUAGACUUUUUCUUUGAAUGGAUAUAAAGUUCUAGUUUUCAGCAAGUUUCAGGCACUGGGUCAGCCUGUAUUGCUCUGUAAUAUUGUUGUUUCUGGGCCUGCAGCCAGUGUACAACAGAAGGCCUGGAAGGAAAGUCCACUUUUUAAGACAAGAAAACAUUUUUGCAGUAAACUGACUUUCAUUUUUUUUAAUAUCCUUGGAAAACAUGGUGUCUGGAGCAAGAAGAACCUGUAGGUGAGGCAACUGCAUGGUCAGUGCCUCUGACAAACACAUUUCACCCCAGAGCCCUGUGCUUUACGUCACUCACUUGGAAUUCAUCACAUGGCUCAGGGUGGUCAGAGUAUUCGCAAAUGCUGUAUAAAAGGAGAACAAAAUUACUUUCCCUGGGGUAGCUGGGCAGGCUUUUGUGCAGCAUUUUAUUGCCAGUCUCUCUGAGUCUGCAGAGAAUCAUAGUUUGGUAUGCUUGAAUCAUGCUCUUCUCAACAAACCAGGAU
Messenger RNA from Melozone crissalis (California towhee), 2042 nucleotides. It is a transcript of the gene CALHM5, whose product is annotated as calcium homeostasis modulator family member 5. Gene Ontology annotation, molecular function: monoatomic cation channel activity. The transcript is spliced from 2 exons. The record is from RefSeq and is a predicted model, not a curated record. Lineage: Eukaryota; Metazoa; Chordata; Aves; Passeriformes; Passerellidae. The coding region runs from base 58 to 987 and encodes 309 amino acids.